CGGUCGGACCCAGAGCAGAGCAGCAGAGACGUAGUGUAAUGUGAUCACGGCCGCUUGGUGAUACAGAACAGUCGGGUGUGUGGGGAUCUGAUCGGGGCAGGAGCGGAGUGCCCGUACAGUGCAGGCCAGUAUCCAGGACCCGGGGAGGCGGCUGGGCUACAGGACGGUCCCUCGGCCCCGGGACUGGCGGGAGGCAUGCCGCAGGACUCUGUUGCUCUUCUCCGCAGCUCGGACUGUGCAGCAUCCCGGAGUGCGGCCGCGGCGGCGGCUUGCUGAGGAAAGCAGCAGCAGCGUCUAUCCCCCUCCGCUAAUACGGUAAUGGAAGAGACUGCGAUAUGGGAACAGCAGACAGUGACGCUACACAGGGCCCCAGGAUUUGGAUUUGGGAUCGCAAUAUCAGGAGGCAGAGAUAACCCACAUUUCCAGAGUGGAGAAACAUCUAUAGUUAUCUCUGAUGUUCUCAAAGGAGGACCCGCAGAAGGGCUGUUGCAGGAAAAUGACCGUGUUGCAAUGGUCAAUGGGGUGUCUAUGGAUAAUGUUGAACAUGCAUUUGCUGUUCAACAAUUAAGAAAGAGUGGUAAAAAUGCCAAAAUUACUAUACGGCGGAAGAAAAAAGUACAGCUUCCAGUGGCUCGUCCUGACCCCGAGCCAGUGUCUGACCAUGAGGAGGACAGCUAUGAGGAUGAGGUGCCUGAUCAGAGAAGUGCCCACAGUGGCCCUGGUGCCAUCAGGAGAAGUGAGAAGAGUUUGGUUAGGGACAGAAGUGCCAGCAGAGAGAGGAGUUUGUCACCUAGAUCAGACAGAAGAUCCGUUGCUUCCAGUCAACCUCCAAAACCUACCAAAGUGACCUUGGUAAAAUCCAGAAAAAAUGAAGAAUAUGGAUUAAGAUUAGCCAGCCACAUUUUUGUAAAAGAAAUCUCUCAAGAUAGUCUGGCAGCGAAAGAUGGAAAUAUUCAGGAAGGCGACGUUGUGCUUAAGAUUAAUGGCUCAGUCACCGAAAACAUGUCUUUGUCUGAUGCAAAAACAUUGAUAGAAAGGUCAAAGGGUAAAUUAAAAAUGGUAGUUCAAAGAGAUGAGCGAGCAACUCUGCUGAAUGUCCCUGAUCUAGAUGACAGCCUUCAUUCUGCAAACGCUUCAGAGAGAGACGACAUUUCAGAAAUUCAGUCGCUGACAUCGGAUCAUUCCAAUCGUUCACAUGACCGGCCUCGCCGCAGUCGUUCACGUUCUCCUGACCAGAGAUCGGAGCCUUCAGACCAUUCCAGACAUUCUCCACAACAGCACAGCAACAGCAGCACACGGAGUAAAGAGGAUGAAAGGGUAUCAAAACCUGCAGCUUUAUCGACACCUGUGAAAAAUACAAAUAGUGCAUCCCUGUCCAGAGCAGCAGAGGAACCCUUGCUAGAAAGAGCUGAAAAGCUGACGCCUCCUCUUCCAGAGCCAAAACCAGUAUAUGCCCAGUCUGGACAGCCUGAUGUAGACCUGCCUGUCAGUCCAUCUGAUGGACCUUUCCCGAACUCAACGCAUGAAGAUGGCAUGCUUCGACCGAGCAUGAAACUGGUUAAGUUUAGAAAAGGAGACAGCGUCGGACUACGUCUCGCAGGGGGUAAUGAUGUUGGCAUUUUUGUAGCUGGCGUUUUGGAGGACAGUCCUGCAGCAAAGGAAGGACUGGAAGAAGGUGAUCAGAUUCUGAGAGUCAAUAAUGUGGACUUUACCAAUAUCAUCAGGGAGGAAGCUGUCCUUUUCUUGCUAGACUUGCCUAAAGGAGAAGAGGUCACAAUCCUGGCUCAGAAAAAGAAAGAUGUUUAUCGUCGAAUUGUUGAGUCAGAUGUUGGGGAUUCCUUUUAUAUCCGGACCCAUUUUGAAUAUGAGAAGGAAUCUCCAUACGGCCUGAGUUUUAACAAAGGAGAGGUGUUUAGAGUUGUAGAUACUCUAUACAAUGGGAAGCUAGGAUCGUGGCUGGCAAUUCGAAUUGGUAGAAAUCAUAAGGAGGUGGAAAGGGGAAUUAUCCCAAAUAAGAACAGAGCUGAGCAGCUUGCCAGUGUCCAGUACACGCUUCCUAAAACAGCCGGCGGGGAUCGCGCUGACUUUUGGCGAUUCCGGGGUCUUCGUAGUUCCAAGCGAAAUCUCAGGAAAAGCAGAGAAGACCUCUCAGCCCAGCCUGUUCAGACCAAGUUUCCUGCAUACGAAAGAGUUGUCUUGCGAGAAGCUGGAUUCCUCAGGCCUGUUGUUAUCUUUGGUCCCAUUGCUGAUGUUGCACGAGAGAAAUUGGCAAGAGAGGAACCGGAUGUCUAUGAGGUGGCCAGAAGUGAACCCAGAGAUGCAGGUACAGACCAGCGAAGCUCUGGGAUCAUCCGUCUACACACGAUCAAGCAGAUUAUUGACAGGGAUAAACAUGCACUUCUGGAUGUGACUCCAAAUGCUGUAGACCGCCUGAACUAUGCACAGUGGUAUCCAAUAGUAGUGUUCCUUAACCCCGACUCCAAGCAGGGCGUGAAAACUAUGCGAAUGAGGUUGUGCCCUGAAUCUCGUAAAAGUGCCCGAAAACUAUAUGAACGUUCACAUAAACUACGCAAAAAUAAUCACCAUCUUUUUACAACUACCAUUAAUUUAAAUUCUAUGAAUGACGGCUGGUACGGAGCACUGAAAGAAUCUGUACAGCAGCAACAGAACCAACUGGUUUGGGUCUCAGAAGGCAAAGCAGAAGGUGGCACAGAUGAUGAUCUUGAUUUGCAUGACGACCGUCUAUCCUACUUAUCAGCACCAGGUAGUGAGUACUCAAUGUAUAGCACUGAUAGCAGGCACACCUCAGACUAUGAAGAUACGGACACAGAAGGAGGGGCUUACACUGACCAAGACCUGGAUGAGACUCUAAAUGACGAGGCUGGGACUCCACCAGAGUCUGCCAUUACGCGCUCUUCUGAACCUGUCCGCGAUGACACUUCAGGGAUACAUAAUCAGGAGAACCAGGCUUACCCAUCUUAUCCACCACAGCCACAGCCAAUCGUCCGAACAGAUUCACCAGGAUAUAAAAAUGUACCAUCUCAACAGAAAGCUGAUGCCUUACCUGCUGCCCCUUACCUUUCUCUGCCGUCUGAAACAAACACUGCAACUUCAACUGCUGCUGUAAAUGUAAAUCUAAAUAAUGUCAGAUUGGAGGAACCCAACCCCGCCCCAUACAGCUCUUAUCAAGCACAAGCUGGCCCAAUGCGAUCACCAAACACUGAGGCAGCUCACAUAAUGCUAAAAGACCAAGAGCCUUCAUCUUUACCUGUGCACAUAGAUCCAGCAAAGGUAUAUAGAAAAGAGCCAUAUGCUGUGGAAGAGAACCCUAGGCACAAUUACCUGAUGAAACAACAAGUGCUUGCCCAUCAGAGGCCAGAGAAAGACACUACGCUCAGCAUUGAUACCCUGCCAUCUUAUGCAGAAAAACCAAUGAGUAGAGAAUAUGAUCAGUCUUACAGAUACGACCCUGGAUCGGAUUAUGUGGAUGAGUUGCCUCACAAUUAUGACCCACGUAUACAUAGCGAUGAUCAUGUGCCUACUUACGAUGAUCAGUGGGGUUAUUAUGAGGAUAAGCAGUCCUAUCCAGCAAGGUCACAGUUUGACAGUAAGCUUAGGGACUUUAGUGUCAGACAGCACUCAGAAGAAAGCCUGGAACGCAGCUACUUUACUCAGCAACCUCGUUUCGAGGAGCCGCCUCCUGUUGCCUAUGACAAUCGACCUCGUCCAUCUAAAAAUUACAAAGCACCACAAGUACAUUAUGAAGAACCCACUCCAACAGAAUAUGAUACACAUAUCCGUUACAAGCCAGAACCUCAAACCUUUCCUUCUGCACCCACAGCUAGGGCUGCUGAAACGAAACCAUAUUUUGAUCAACAGCCGAGGGGUUAUGAGCAGAAUCCUUCACAGGGGUUUAAUGUGAAGCAAGGACAAUAUGAUCUUUCUCCUAGAAUAGAAACCAUGCCUCCUUCAGCACAGAUAAAGUCGGACCUUCUGCCAACCAGUAGUAAACCUUUACCUCCACCAGUUGCCGUGAGAGAAGAGGAAGAUGAUCCAGCUAUGAAACCACAGUCUGUACUUACAAGAGUUAAGAUGUUUGAGAACAAAAGAUCGAUUCAAGGAGAGAAAAACAAGGACUUGAAUGAUGUAACCGUUUUAAAGGCCCCAGAACUUGCACCCAAACCUAUAACUGUUCCAGUAACUGCAUCUAAAGCCCCACUGCCUUAUUAUGAUCAAGAAAAGUCAACAUAUAGAGUACCUGAACCGCAGAAACCUCAAAUGAAGCCACCAGAAGAUAUAGUUCGUUCUAACAACUAUGAUCCUGAAGAAGAUGAGGAAUACUACCGGAAGCAGUUGUCUUACUUUGAUCGUAGAAGCUUUGAGAAGCCCACUCCUCCUCUGUCUGCGAACAUCCUCCCUGAGCCUGCUAAACCUGGACAGUCUCAGAGUCAACUUAGCUUUAACAGCUACCCCUCCAAAUUUCUUGGCUCUUACACUAGCUAUGACUACUUGAAAAGGAGCAUCAAGUGGGGAAAACCUGCAGAUCUGGAUCCUCCUGACAGGCCUAUAAGUGAGAAAUUAUAUGACCCAACCCCACAGAUUUCUUCCACAUCACAGUAUAACCAGCCUUCUCCAGUGCUUGUAAACCAUGCAGCACAUACUAAACAUAUACAUCCAGAAGUCAGUUCUAUGUCUUUGGAGAUUACCAAUUCCACCGUGGCUAAACCGCAACCACCACCACCUCAGGCCAAGCCAACUGUCUUCAGACCUUCUAAUAGAGAGGAUACAGUACAGACAAACUACUUCCCCCAGAAAAGCUUUCCUGACAAAAGUCCUGUUAAUGGCACUGAACAGACUGCAAAAACCAUCACACCAUCAUUUAACCGGUUUACUCCCAAACCAUAUACCCAUUCUGCCAGACCUUUUGAACGCAAGUUUGAGAGCCCCAAGUUCAAUCACAAUCUCCUGCCAAACGAAGCACAAGGGAAGCCUGAGCUGCCCGCCAAACCUCAGAAUUCUCCUCAACCAAUAUUGAAAUCAACCAAUGCGGCCAUGUCUCCUGAGAUUGAUGGUACAUCCAAGCAAUUGGACAACAAACCUAAAUAUCAACAAAAUAAUGUCAAUGCAGUGCCUAAAGCUAUCCCAGUCAGUCCGUCUGCUCUGGAAGAUGAUGAGGAGGACGAUGCUCACACUGUUGUAGCAACUGCUAGAGGCAUUUUCAACAGCAAUGGCGGUGUGUUAAGUUCCAUAGAGACGGGAGUCAGUAUUAUCAUACCUCAAGGAGCUAUUCCUGAUGGCAUUGAGCAGGAAAUCUACUUCAAGGUCUGCAGGGACAACAGCAUCCUUCCACCUCUGGAUAAAGAGAAAGGCGAAACGCUACUCAGUCCUUUGGUAAUGUGCGGGCCCCAUGGAUUAAAGUUCCUGAAACCGGUGGAGCUGCGCUUACCACACUGUGCGUCUAUGACUCCUGAUGGUUGGUCUUUUGCUCUAAAAUCAUCCGACACCUCGUCGGGUGACCCCAAACAUUGGCAGAACAAAUCUCUUCCGGGUGACCCUAAUUAUCUUGUCGGAGCAAAUUGUGUAUCUGUAUUGAUAGAUCACUUCUAAGCGUACAGUGUAAAGACCACAGAUAAUGUGAAAUCUGCUUUGGACCUAUUCUCUUUACACAUCCUAUUGAGUAUUAUUUGAUCUCUAAGUAACAAUGGGACUCAAUAGUGCUUGAAAUUUUGCCUGAACUUACGUAUUGCGGAGUAGACUUUAAAGCCAUGGUCAAAAUUUUGACCUCUGAAACGGCAUGUGAAGGUCCUACCAAUGUUACGCCUUCCUUGUCUCUUUUAAAAAACAAAACAAAACAAAAAAAAAACAAAAAAGCCUUUCACUUGCUUUAGUUUGUCUUCAAAGGACCAACUCUGAUAACACUACAGUAAUUUUACAGAAUGAUCAUUUGGUUGCCCAAUGCCGCUGAAGGAUACUGCUUGCAUUUUUGGAAUUUGAUAACAAAGACUAGCACUUUUUUUUUUUUUUUUCCAUGAUUGGUAAAUGUCUGCACCAGAACAAAGCGAUUUGUGAAGGCAAGGGGCUGUGCAGUGUAGAUCUGCUAGUCAUUGCGGACUUAGUAAUCGGAUGAGACGCAACCACUAUAUAAAACUCAGUGAUUUGUGACAGGCUUCAUUUGGAAACCUGUGCAAAUAACACACUCACUCUCCCUUUGUUUCAAGGAGUCUAAAUACAUGUUGCAGCCCCCUUUGCAGCCAAAGGGUUUAUGUGGCUGGCGGUGGUUCUGGUGCUUCUGUGGAUCUGUAAAUUAACCAUUUACUACACACAUUUAACCAGCAGGGAUGCCUUACCCUCAUGUUAUGAUAGUCUUUGUUUCCUAGUUCUCUGUACUACGAAGUUCAUAUGGCUUUUUUUGCGCUUAUUUAGGGUAAUGUAUAAUGAAGAGAGAUUGAAGAAAAAUAUGAUUUAUUGUGAACUUAUUUUUGAGGCUAGCAGGCAGGGGAUAGAUUUCUCCUGCUGUCUGCCUUGAAGAUACUGAAGGAAAUUGUAUGUUUCUGCUAUGCAUUUAAAAAAAAAAAAUAUCUCAAAGAUGUUACAAUGCCUGUAUAUAAAAUGCGUGCAUACCACUUUUUUUUGUUUUUGUUUUGUUUGUAAAUGUAACUUUUUUAAGCUUUACUUUUUGUAUAAAAAAGAAAACUGAACGUUUCUUAAGGAUACCUUUGUACUCAUACCUUUUUUGAGCCUUGAACUUUGUAACAUCUGCAGCAAUAAAGCGCAUUUCUACAGCACUCACCACAAGAACAUUUUGAAGCAAAAUGCACAAAAAUUGCUAUCUUUAUAAAUGCUGAGCAUAAAUUCUCAGAAUUCUCUAGUUUGAUUAUUAUCUUUAAAGUAUCCCUGCUGCAAUUUGUGAUAAGGAUGCUGUAUAAUGUGCCCUAAAAUGUAUUUUUUUACUAAUAGACGAUUUAUUAUGGCACAUCCGCACGGUUUCAGUAGAAGAUACAGCACUGCAUUCUCCUAAUCAACUAUUAGUCCUUCACGUGUGGCUGAUUUUAUUUUUUAUUUAAUUUUUUUUCCUUUGCAGUUAUUAAAAACUACACAUUUCUAAAUAUACAAAAUAAAACUGGUUUUAAAAUAA
Pseudophryne corroboree (corroboree frog) is the source of this 7135-nucleotide messenger RNA. RefSeq names its product tight junction protein 1 (gene TJP1). Bases 319 to 5607 code for a protein of 1762 amino acids. The record is from RefSeq and is a predicted model, not a curated record. Gene Ontology annotation, biological process: cell-cell junction organization; establishment of endothelial intestinal barrier; protein localization to cell-cell junction. NCBI's taxonomy places the organism in Eukaryota, Metazoa, Chordata, Amphibia, Anura, Myobatrachidae. The transcript has 29 exons. Gene Ontology annotation, cellular component: plasma membrane; bicellular tight junction. Gene Ontology annotation, molecular function: cell adhesion molecule binding.